CGGAGCGGGGCUGAGCCGGGCCGAGCCGAGCCGAGCCGGGGCAGGAUGGCGGCGGCGGCGGAGAAGGAGGCGACCCAGCAGAGCACCCUGGGCGCCUACUCGCCCGUGGACUACAUGAGCAUCACCAGCUUCCCCCGCCUGCCCGAGGAGGAGCCGGCCGGCGCGGCGGCCGAGGGCUGCCUGCGCUCCAGGAAGGAGGAGGACGCGUUCCUGGCCGAGCAGGACACGGAUCCAGAUUCUUUCCUGAAAUCAGCUCGUCUCCAGCGCCUGCCGUCAUCUUCAUCGGAGAUGGGCAGUCAGGAUGUCUCACCGCUGCGGGAGACCAGCAAAGACCCAUUCUCUGCAGACUGCAGCUGCCGCCAGGAUGGGCUGACUGUGAUCAUCACAGCCUGCUUAACCUUUGCGAUGGGAGUCACGGUGGCCCUGAUCAUGCAGAUCUACUUUGGGGACCCACAGAUAUUCCACCAGGGUGCCGUGGUCACCGACGCUGCCCGCUGCACGGCGCUGGGCAUCGAGGUGCUCAACAAGCAGGGAUCCUCCGUGGACGCAGCCAUCGCCGCAGCUCUGUGCGCAGGAAUAAUCAACCCCCACACAUCCGGAAUUGGCGGCGGGGGAGUGAUGCUGGUCCACGACAUCCGGAAGAACGAGAGUCAGGUGAUUGACUUCCGAGAGACAGCCCCCUUUGGGAUCCAGGAGGAAGGCCUUCAGAAGGCCUGGGAGCUGAAGCCGGGUCUCCUGGUGGGGGUGCCAGGCAUGAUACAAGGGAUGCACAAGGCACAUCAGUUACAUGGCAGACUCCCAUGGUCAGAACUGUUGGGCCUUGCUGCAAACAUUGCUCAGGAUGGAUUCAAUGUCACGCAUGACUUGGCCAGAGCUAUCACUGAACUGAAGGAGCUGAACUACUCUGACAAAUUCAGAGAGACUUUCCUUCCAGACGGCCAGCCUUUGUUGCCUGGAAUGUUUGUGAGGCGACUUGAUCUAGCCACCAUUUUGGAUCUGGUUGGCUCAGAAGGGGUCUCGGCCUUCUAUGGUGGAAACCUGACCCAGGAGAUCAUUUCUGAGGUCCAUAACUAUGGAGGAGUUCUGUUAGAAGAAGACUUCAAUAACUACAACGCCCUAAUGGAGAAUCCAGUCCACACGGUGUAUCAAGGUCACCUUGUUUUCAGCCCUCCACCUCCACAUGCGGGUCCUGCAUUGAUCACAGCUCUAAAUAUACUGGAGGGCUUUAAUAUCACAAGCCAGGUAACCAGGGAAAAUACCCUCCAUUGGAUAGCAGAGACAUUAAAAAUAGCACUGGACCUAGCUAACAGCUUGGGAGACCCAGUCUGGAGCUCCAUCUACCAUAGUGUAGAAGACAUGGUCAGUAAAUCAAAGGCAGGUUUCCUGCGUCAGCUGAUUAAUGACUCCCAGUCCUUCCCUUCUGGUAUCAAUAUUCCACACUUCCCCAUGGAGAGUGGCCCCCCUGCUAGCCAGGUCCUUGUUAUGGGACCCGAUGACUACAUUGUUGCAGUUGUAAGUUCCCUCAACCGUCCAUUUGGAAGUGGAAUAAUAACACCCUCUGGAAUCCUUCUAAACAGUCAGAUGUUGGACUUUUCCUGGCUGAAUAGUACAUUGAACUAUUCCUCUUCUGGCCUGAGGAAUCUCAUUCAGCCUGGAAAAAGACCCCUAUCCUUUUUACUGCCCACUAUUGUUCGACCAUCAGAAGGGAUGUGUGGGACUUAUCUUUGUCUGGGAGCUAACAAUGGCGACAAAGCCUUGAGCAGCAUUACACAGGUUUUAGUAAAUGUUUUAACACUUAAGAACCUGAGUGAGAGUCUGUCACUGGGUCGGCUGCACCCACAGCUUCAAUCCAACAUCCUGCAAGUUGACAGUGAAUUUCCCGAAGAAGAUAUUAAAUUCCUUGAAGCCAGGGGUCAUCAAGUAGAUAAAGUCGAUGUGCUUUCCCUGGUUCAUGGAGCCAGGAGAACCAACAACUUCAUCAUUGGUGUGAAAGACCCAAGAAGCAUGGAUGCUGCAGGAGCAACAAUAUUAUAGCAACCUCCAUUUGGCGCGUUCGUUGGAUAAAGCUUUAAACAACAACAACAAAAAUUAUGUGCAUGUUCUGAAAUGGCCCAGGGAGGAACGAGCAGUGUUUGCUGUGGGUUUCUGCAUUGUUGAAUAGACCUUCUGCAUUCCCCACCUCAAACAAUGCAACAGUGGCUUGGAAAGCCACAACACAGCCCUUUGAUUUUGUAAAAAAAUAAUUUGAGUUGUAAUAAUCUCAGUUGUUAUUAAAGGAAUGCAGGGAAUACACUUGUACUUUGACAGUGCCCCAUUAGUGAUUUCAGUCAUUUCAAAUGCCAACCUUAAACAUUUUAAUUUAACCAGCAGAAACAUUAACAAAGAAGAUGACAAAGAGAACAACAUAUUUUGUGCCAAACAGACAAUUAAUGCUGUUGCUAUAAUUUUCAACUCCCUCCUUUCCCUGGCUUGACACCCUUGUCUCAUAUAAAUCAAUAUAUAAUACAGAUUGAUGUACUGGCUCUAGGCAGUCAUACCUGGAACUUCAGGGAUUUCUUUAAUAGUCCCUUUGGGUCAGCUGAUUUUUACUAGCAUGGAUAUUCCUAUAUCAGUUCCCAUUCAUGCAUCACUACACAUCUUUGGUACCCUUAUGUCUCCUUCACCCUCAAUGUUUUGAAUUAAUUUACUGCAUAGACUCACUGGGGAUCUGGACUUGGAGUCAGACUACUUCUACACUGGCAAAAAUGGCACCCGGAAUUUACCACUGGUGCCCCCAAAAGAGGCCCACUGGGGGUGGCCACAGUGCAAGUUGUAAUGUAGAAAAAGUUCAUGUAGAGUCGGGGCUUUUUUAACACUGUCUCAGCUAACCCUGCUCUGAAAAGGUGAGUCCCUUGCUUGAUUGAGCACCAAAUUCAUGCCAACACUUCAAACCAGUGCUUAGAUACUGUUGUUGUGGGUAUGUUAGAAAACGUAAGUUAUAGAGAUAAGACAGGAAACAAAGCAAAAGCUACUUAUGUAAUUUUUUUUUUUUUAGAGUCCCCAACUCCAAGACAGGCUGAACGAAGAAUUCAGCAUUUGACUUGUUAAUAAAAAUGAGGAAAUAAAAAGCGUGAUCAUGAUCAUUGCACAAAUUGAUUCUGAUCACCUUUUGAGCACCUCCUUUUCUUUCCACCAAUCAGUUAUAGACAGUCACCCAGCACUUCAAGAUUUUUUAAAAUUAUUUUUGUUAUUGUUUUCACAGCCUAUCGUGUACUGGUUUCCUUCAUGAUGUUAAUAUAUCUAUGGCCACUGUACAUAUUAUAUAUGUAUGUCUGCUUAUGGUUGUCUUGGUAUUUUAUAUGAUGCUUUUAUGAAAAGGAUUCCAGAUCUUCUCACCCCGGAGAGACCAAUGAGCUGGAAUCUUGUGAAUACUGUUUUAUUCAUAUUAUAUUAGGGGUGGCCACACUGGCUUGCGAGCCACAUGCGGCUCUUUGACUGUUAUAGUGCGGCUUGAGGAGCCCUCGCCCAUUCUCCACCUACCAGACUGGAGGAGGGGAGCUUGGGACCUCUGCCUUGCAGCGGGGUGGUGGGGUAGGGAUUUCUGCCCAGUGGGGAAGGGGCUUCAGCCCUGCAGAGCACACCUGCCAGGGCUCGGGGAUUCAGCAGGAGCAGGGCUGAAGCCCUGAGCCCUGUCAGGCGCCUCUCGCGAGGAUGAAACCCUGGGCCCUGGCAGGCGCACCCCGGCUCUCAAACUUCUGAAGAUUGUCGUAUGUGGCUCAGAGGAUCAGUAAGUUUGGCCAUCCCUGUAUUAUACCUUUUUAUGGCUCAAAUGCGGUUUAAUGGCAGGAGUAUGCAGUAUCUUCUUAAGGGGAACAAUGAACUAACAGAUUAUCAAACUAAUAAUUCUUUGCACUUAUGUAGUUUCUGUUAACCGAGUAUCUCAAAAUUUUACAAACAUUAACUAAUAAAGUCACACAACACCCUGUUGAGGUAGGAAAGACAUACCAGAGAGAUCCCUUUCAUGCACUACUGAAAUGCAGAUACCUCUAAGGUCGAACAAGGUGGCUAUUAAGCAGACAUGAAUAAACAAAAAUAUUUUCCAUCACAAAUCAUAGAAUCGUAGGGUUAGAAGGGAUUGCAAGGGUCAUCUAGUCUAACCCCCUUAUCUAUCUAAUUCCCAUGAUUCAGUGUGGGUCAGCCAUCAGCCAAGUAGUACUGCAGGAGAAAGGAGAGGUGCUGUAGUGAAAGCAGCAUGCCUCAUUCAUAACACUAUGCAUGGUUUGGAGCAGACUUUGUAAGGCUUACUAGGGAAGGGAGGGAGACAUUUUUGUGCAUUGAUCCUCAUGGGCUGAAAUCUGGGAUUUUUCUAGGACAGUGACAGCAAUGAUCUAUCCCCCAUAUAUGGAGGUUUACUGAACAUGAUUGUAAAACAAGUGUUCCAGGAAUUGUUAUUUAUAGUGCUCCAAAAGAGUGCAUAUUACUUAACAGCUCAGUUGGAAAGGUAAAAGUCCUAUUUGCCAAUUGAAUUCUUCUUUUCACCAGUAUAGUUCUGACGCUGAGCCCUAAGGGUCCAUUUACAAGUAAAGACUUUGGUUCUGAUCCAACAGAGCACUUAAUUAUCCCAGUAUGGAAUUUCAGUAGGAUUAUUCAAAUGCAGUAAAGUUAAAGCAUUUUCAUAUAGGUUCAGAGCCUAUACUGCAAAGGUGAGAAAGUGAAAAGAAACAGGGACAUGGUAUUAUACCCAAAGGCCAAAUCUAACAGAAACAAAGGUCUUAUGAAUAGUUUCCUAUUGACUCUGGUUAAAAAGUGGUGUCAGUAUAGCAUAUAUUUGACAAAGAGUCACUUGUUAUUGAAGGUUGAUCAGAAAAUUUCUACUAGGAUCAGCAUCUCUAAUCUUGGUAGUCAAUCUAGUAUGGCAAGAUCCACUGAAUUUCAUUUUAGUUAAUUUCAUUUUAAUUAAUUGUACUAGAAAAUGCGUAGUAUUUCCUCAUGUAGAAAUGAGACAAACAUUGUGAAAUUAAAGGGCCAUAUUCUAACCUUAGAGACAAAUUCUGCUUUUAGGAACAUGUAUGUUAAUAUGCAGUAAUUCCAUUGACUUCAGUGGAGUUACUCUCAAUUUGCUACAACAUGAAAGCAGAAUUUGACCUGUUGUCUUUAUGCAGAAUUCGGCCUUGAUAUCACUGGGAGCUCUCUGCACAGAACAAUAGUAAGACAUGGCCCGAAGUGUUAUGAAGACAAUUGACAUUACAUUUUGGUAAAAAAAUGCCUUUACCAUUUGUAUCAUGAUUUUGGAAGUGACCGAAAAAGCAAUGAGGGUCAGACUCUUUACCACCUCUUUACAAUGUUGUAAAAUCAGAGUAAUACUCUAAUGUACAUCAGGAAUAACUGAGAUCGUGGGCCGUGAGCGUGGAGUCAAUUAAUUAAUGAUUUCCCACAGAAGCUGAAUGCAGUUAAUGAAUGCAGCUUCAGAGCAACAUUUCAGUGGUUUUAAAUACAGUAGUGCAUUUGCACUCCCAAUUGUGUCAAACACAGACUGCUAUGUAUAAAGCUCUAAAGGUAAGGAUAUAUACAAUGGGUAAGAAUGACAUUAAGCAACUUGUGUAUGUGUAACAAUUAUUUUGUUUUACCCUACAUUCCCUCUUCUGUUCUGGAGAAUCUGUUCUCCUAGUACAGCCAGUGCUUAAUUUGUAAUGAAAGAGGUGCUGGGGCUCAGGUAAAUUUUUUUACAUUCAUAACAGGUUCAGCAAGCCCAGAGGUGCUGGGACUAUGAACUGCCAAGUCUAGAGAUGCCAGGGCUCAGCUCAGGCACAGCUUAAGCACUGAGUACAGCCAUUUGUCCAUCACUGACAAUUUUAAAAUCAAGAUUGCAUGUUUUUCUAAAGGAACUGCUCUAUGAAUUAUUUUGGGGAAGUUCUCUGGCCUGUGUUACACAGGAGGUCAAACUAGAUUAUCACAAUGGUCCCUUCUGGCCUUGGAAUCUAUGCCUCUGAAUUUUGCCUUCCUCAUUCCGCCACUAAAGUCUGCAAACAGUGAAUGGGUCUAAUUCUGAUUUCGCAUCUGUGUAAAUUGGGAGCAACUUCACUGAAAUCAGUGGAGUUUAUGUUGAAGUAAAAUGGUGUAAGGGAAGUCAGAGCACUGUCAAUCUGUUUUUAAAACAGCUAAUAACUUUCUUAGUGUGCUCUUGGUUCCUUGACUAAGACUGGAAAAUUAUGAAGCACUUUUCCUGUAUUAAGUGGCACAGCCUUUAGCUAUCAGAUUUGCAGUGCGGAUUCUCUCUGAACUGCCGAUGGUUUUCUCUAGAACAGUUCUGCUCAAAAGGUUGUAGACUCCAAGGCCUACCCCAAAAACUGAAGAAGGAUUUUGGGCCCGAUUUUCCCCUCACUUACAUCAGUUUCACACCAGUGCAACUCCAGGGACUUCAGUAGAGUUACUCUGGAUUUACAUUAUUUGGAGGGAAAGACGAAUCAGGCCUCUUAAGCAUAACCAGAUAAAACUCAUAACCUUUUCAUAGAAGACAAGAUAAUAGCACAAAUCAGCAAUAAGAAGGUUGGUUUUUUUACCUAUUAAAAAUCUGACUUAGUGGGAAGUGCUGUUAUAGUGAUGAAUGUUUACUUUGCAAUGGUUUUGAGAAAGUUCUAUACAGCAGCAAAGGGCUUCUCGUUACAGGCCAGAAAAAAGAGCACAUUGGGAGGGCCAGGGCAGCUUUCAGAAGGAGUAACAGAUUGUAAUGAGCCUUAAAAAAAAAAAUCUGUGUAUAGAGCAGAUGAGGAGGUUCAAUGGUGGCACCUCCAAUAUGAGGCUAUCUGCCAACAAAGAGCCCUCCAGUGUUCAGCCCUUGUGCAGAAGGGAAUGAUUUCAACAAGGAUACUUAGGAGGGAGAGGAGUACUUGUGGCACCUUAGAGACUAACAAAUUUAUUUGAGCAUCAACAGCAGUAGCUUCUUGCAGGCUGAAGCCCUUCAAGAUAAUGAGGAAGUUCAUCCAACUGAGGAUAGUCCCUCAGCUUUGUGCAGAUCUUCCGCAAGAGGGGUCUCAGAUCACCAGCUGCAAGAACACUUCACGGAGCUGGUCCUUCUAGUAUAGCUAAUCAAUACUGUGCCCAUCACUUCGAUAGCUACAUGCUCAACUUCCUUUUUCCUACCUAGACAGAAGUAUGUGCAGGUUGGUAAGAAAGCAAUUAAAAUCUCAUCAAAACAUAUCUGCCUCCCACUCCCUCUCCACACAUUUGUCCAAGAGACCACAUAUAGAUUCUAGACUAGGAAUCACUUUUUGCAGUUCCACUGGGGGCAUGGAGAGAUUAAGUUCUUAGAACAAAAUUGUAACAUAGUAUUUCAUUUUGGAAAAUCCAUAAAUGGUCAUGAAUACAAGUGUAACGAUGCCACAUUUACUGUACAGGAUCUUUUUUUUUUUUUUUAAAUACUGACCUAUGAAAAUGCAUUGUAAUCAUAGCUGUGACUUUGAUUGUAUUGAAAUCACAUGUAUCUGUGUAUUUUUUCACAUACAAUGAAAAAAGGCUGAAAUAAAUGCAGUUUUCUUUUUGUAUUAUGCA
This is a messenger RNA of Dermochelys coriacea (leatherback sea turtle), 7527 nucleotides long. It is a transcript of the gene GGT7, whose product is annotated as gamma-glutamyltransferase 7. Gene Ontology annotation, biological process: glutathione catabolic process. The record is from RefSeq and is a predicted model, not a curated record. Gene Ontology annotation, cellular component: plasma membrane. NCBI's taxonomy places the organism in Eukaryota, Metazoa, Chordata, Testudines, Dermochelyidae. Gene Ontology annotation, molecular function: glutathione gamma-glutamate hydrolase.